UCGAUGUGUUGGCUGUGAAUUUUACGGCGUGAAUUCGUGAUUCGUGAUUUUCCAUUUUCUCGCUCCUCAAAUGGCUAUUGUGAAGAAGUAACUGAAACGUACGUGCGAGUGAAAGGAAGAUUAGAAUAUUCGUGCGCCAACCAGAAAGAAGGUUCCAAGCCGCCAGCAACAAUGCAAAGAGAACAGCAGAAGAACGCAUCGAUGGAUUUCUCACCGAGCCCAGACAGUGAAACUUCUGGCUACUAUAGAAAUCGCAGCCGACGUGAUGAGCGUGACCGGGGCAAUCGAGGAAGAUCGAAGGACCGUUUCCGGAACAACUCUCGCUACAGCCGCAGCCGGUCUCGAUCGUACAGCCGAGAACGCUACACUUCGCGACAGCGCAGUGACGAGAGGGAUCCGUAUCGAGACGAGAACGAUCAAGAGUAUGAUGAUGGUGGAGGAUGGGAAAGAGAGCGCUACAGACAGCGGAGCCGGGAACGGGACCGAGACCGAGACCGCGACCGGGACCGCGACCGUCGUUCCCGUGAGCGAUACCGCGACCGAAGAGUCCGGGACAAGGACGGCCGCCGGGGUGGCUAUUCGCCCAGCUCCAUGGAUGACAUCGAUAACUUUGAUAGCGAAAACGAGUACAUGUACGAUCGGACACCCAAUAAUAACAUCAUUAUUCGCGGACUAGCACCACAAGUGACUGAAGCGGAUAUUGUCAGUGAUCUCAUCCAGUGCGGUCUGCAGGCUCUAUCCGUGAGGCUGAUUCGCAGGAAAAAGACAGGUGAAUCCAGAGGGUUCGCAUUUGUCGAGUUUCGCACAGAAGAGGAAGCAACUCGGUGGAUAUGUAACAAACAGGGUGUGCUGGUGUUCAAUGGAUACCAUGCCGUCAUGCAGUACACCUUUUCGAUGCCGUCGAAAAUGAGCACCGAUUGGUUCUGCUCUAAGUGCUAUGCUUUCAAUUUCAAGCGUAGGGAAAAUUGCUUCAAAUGCCAUGCAUCACGCAAAGGCAGCGAGAUCGGUGGUGAUGGGAGUGACGAGAUGAGCAACAUUCUCACCAAGAAGAUCAUGCUCCGCAACCUGGACGUACUGUCGAACGAAGAAAGUGUGCUGGGUGUCAUGCAGAAACGGUUGUCGGCGGAGCUGGUCGGAAAAAUCUCGAAGGUGGUCAUAUGCCGCGAUCCCCUGACCUCGAUCUCGCACGGUAUGUGUUACUUGCACUUCGAAAAUCUCGUCGACUCGAUGAACACGCAUAACGCGCUGAAGGAGCUGGAGCCGCCGCUGAUGAUCGACAACCGUGAAGUCAUCGUCUCGUACUGCAUGGAUACCGAAAACCGGAACGUAAUGAAACCGAAUCAACCGGCAAACCAACCUCAUCACCAUCAUCAUCAUCAUCACCAGCGAGCUGAAGGCGGAGGGAGAGGAGGAGAUAAUCAUCGCAAUGGAGGUGGCGAUGGUCGGGGUCAACAGUUGGGUGACCAUUCGCAAUCCGGAAACUAUCAUCAUCAUCAUCAUCACCAUCAUCAUGGUGGUGGUGGUGGUGGUGGUGGUGGUGGUGGUGGUGGUGGUCACCGAGGAGAUGGAGCUGGACCGAGCUACGAUCGAUACGGCAAUUCACAUGGGUCGAGUAAAAGUUCCGGAGGCAGCUCUGGCAACAAUGGAGGCAGUGGUCGUAACAGCUACCAGCACGGUGGCGCUGCUGCACCACACCAACACACAACCGCCUUGGGAGUGGCGGGACCGCAGGCGGCAUCGACGGAACUGGAAUUCCCGGGCAACUACACACUCGCCGACGUACCACGUUUGGCCGAGUAUAGUGCUUCGAUGUAUGCCUCAAACACGGCUGAACAUGCUCACUAUCUUCAAUACUACACCGACUAUUACACUUCGAAGCUAGCACACACCGCACCCGCUGCUGUAGUACCGCCAUCCGUUGCUCUUCCGGGAGCCGGAAGCGGAGUAGCGUCCCGGAUGAGUGAAACGGCCAACAAUGGUGCUGCGGUCGCUCAAUCGGCGAUAGCACGGAAACAAGCGGGUGGUGUUGGUGGCAACAUCAGAGGUGGUGCCAAGGACGAUAGGUUUGCGCCGGUUGUCAUGUCAACGGUUGCUAAUCAACCGCAGCUUCCGGUACCGAAUGGGCUGGAUGGGCGAAAGUAUCCCGUUCCCGACACCUCACUCUAUCAGUUUGAUGAAACGUCCGGCUUUUACUACGAUCCCACCACCGGUCUUUACUACGAUGCCAACUCACAGUAUCACUACAACCGCGAAACCGGUUCCUAUUUGUACUGGGAUUCGGAAAAUCAAACCUAUGUGGCAGUUGCUGCCUCGACCGGUACGGUGGCCUCAAGCGCGCAACCCGAAACCAGCACUCUGAUCGGUCCGACACUGCCGGCAGCUUUUGAGCCUGAGCCUGCCCAAGCGCAUGCCGCAUCAUCGUCGGCAGCCACCGAUGGAACGGACAAGGCGGCCGAAAAGUCGAAAACGAAAGACCACCAAGCGCCACCGCAGGACAAGGUGAAGGUGGCGAAGAAGAUCGUGAAAGAUAUGGAAAAGUGGGCGAAGCAGUUGAACCAAAAGAAGGACUACAGCGUACUGCAGCCACCGGCACGGAUCGAAGAGGCCACGCUGUACUCUUCGCUCGGUCCCGCGUCGCGACCGCUGACCAUGGAGUCACACGGCGGCCCAAGUGCCGGAUAUGCUGACGUUGGCUUUUCGUUGCUGGAGAAAAAAGAACGCCUCGGUACGGGCGGUGGAUCCGACGGUUAUGCUGCGUCGCAGGGCAAACCCAUGCAGGAAGGAAACAUUCCAAGUGGUUCCCAGUACGGUGGUGGUGGGUCGGAUUCUGAUCACGAGUAUGGUGACGAUGGUGGGCCGGGAGUGCGGGAACGCGAUCUCGUGGACUUUGAGGCGCUCACGUGCUUGCUGUGCAAACGUGCAUUCCAAUCGCAGGAGAUACUGGCAAAGCAUUUGAAGAUGUCGGCGCUACAUAAGGAGAACCUCAAGAAACUGAAUCGUGGUGGGACAGCUGGAGGUAGUGGUGGUGGUGUUGGUGGUGGCGGCGGUGGUGGUAGUAGCGAUGGAGGCUCGGGUGGACCGAGCAGCUUACAGCAAUAUCGCGAUCGUGCUAAGGAGCGCAGGGCCAAGUAUGGUGAAGAUGAUGCACCGCCGGUUAACCGAAGCAAAGAACGGUUUCAACGUGAACUGGAGAAGCAAACCACUUCAUCCUAUCAGCAGAGCACCUCCGUUUCGGCACCGAUCAGCCAGAACAACGUCGGUAAUAAGUUGCUACAGAAAAUGGGCUGGUCGGAGGGCCAGGGACUGGGCAAAAGCAAUCAGGGCCGCGUGAAUAUCAUCGAGGCGGAAGCACGAGUGGCGAACGUUGGACUCGGUAUUAAGGCCAACUCGGCCGCCCAGUUUAGCCGCACAACCGAUGACUACAAGACGUACAUCAAGAAAAUGAUGAAAUCCCGCUACGAGCAGGUGGAGGGAAAGGAUUGAAAAACACGAGCAUGGAUGGUCCACGUGGAUAUAGACGAGGACUCUUGUGCUUCCUCCUUCUUGCCUAACUGCGCGGCUAGUGGUAAUUUGUACAGAGUAGACCUAAAUAAUAGCUGCACAGAUGCGGCUAUUUACUGGACUGAGUGAAGUGAAGGCAGUGCACGCCAUCUUUUUCAAUCCACUCUUCUGACAUUCUGAUCGUGAGCGAAUUCCGGAAUUCCUCCCUCUCUUUUGUA
Anopheles aquasalis is the source of this 3719-nucleotide messenger RNA. RefSeq names its product RNA-binding protein 5-B-like. Gene Ontology annotation, cellular component: nucleus. Gene Ontology annotation, molecular function: RNA binding. NCBI's taxonomy places the organism in Eukaryota, Metazoa, Arthropoda, Insecta, Diptera, Culicidae. Gene Ontology annotation, biological process: mRNA splicing, via spliceosome. The record is from RefSeq and is a predicted model, not a curated record.